AUGCUCUACAAUCAUACGAGAAAUGCCUGGAUUUCGGAAUCAUGCAAUGUCUGCACAGCUACUCCUUCUGACUGCAUUGUACCUCCACAGGCUCUGCUCUGCACAACCAAAUGAAUGUUCUAUGGACAUUGUGUUUGCUGUGGACGUAUCCAAUGUGAGGGAUGGCCAGAGCAUCAGUCUCUCCCAGCCUCAGCUGGAAAAUAAGCUCUCUGAGGCAGUGGCGCAAAUGAAGAAUCUCAACUCCAUCAGUUGCGGAGAGCUGAUCACACCCAGGCUUGCUGUGGCAGCCUUCAGAAGCGACGGCUCGAUCGUCGAACAGUCCACCUUCCAACCCGUGAUCCAGGGCCUUGCCUGGAAUGUGCCCAGAAGUAUCAAGCAGCGUGGGCCAUACGUGGUCACGGAUAAAUCCAUUUACAAUCUUGCAAUGAAAUUUUACAAUGAGUCUAGACACACCACGAUAAAGAUAUUAGUGCUGUUUUCUGAUGGAUUGGACCAGGAUGUGCCUGCCCUGCAGAGAAGUAUUGAAAACCUCAAACGAGUAGGUGUACAAGCCUUGAUUACAGUGGCCUUGCAGACAUCACAGGACGAGUCCCUGCACGAGUUAGAGUUUGGCAGAGGCCUAAGAUAUCAGCGCCACCUGCAGCUCAACAUGCAUGAGUUGGGCAUUUCUCUUGCGGAGGAGCUAAUAAACGUGGGAGAAAGGAUCUGCUGUAACAUUAAUUGUGUCUGCUAUGGUCAACCUGGCAGAAGAGGCCUAAGAGGUUCUGCAGGCUUUGAGGGCUCUCCGGGUGAGACGGGUACAUCAGGGCACCCUGGCGAGGAUGGCAGCAAUGGUGUGAGAGGACCCAUAGGGGUUCCUGGAUACCAAGGUGGCCAAGGUUGCCAGGGCCCCAGAGGCGUCAAGGGUACUCGUGGAGGCCAAGGCCAACUGGGAGCAGCAGGAGAUCCUGGCUUGGAUGGAGUUAGUGGGGAGAAGGGUGGCGAUGGACUACCUGGUUACCCUGGGAGCAAAGGAAGGCCUGGAAUGCCGGGACUUGUGGGCGAGCCGGGAAUUCCAGGGGAGAAAGGAAACGCAGGAACGGCGGGGAUGACGGGGGAGCGAGGCUCUAACAGCAUCGUGCCAGGCGUGGAAGGGGAGAGAGGCCACCCAGGAAAUAUGGGCCUGCCUGGGACCGAUGGGCUGCCUGCUGACCCUGGGCUACCGGGGCCUGACGGUGCAAAGGGCUGGCGGGGACCGUCUGGACUCAAAGGUGAAAAGGGUGCUCCGGGAGGAGGCGGAACCAGAGGACUCGUGGGCUAUCCUGGAAGUGCAGGUAACAGAGGAAGCCAGGGUGACCAAGGCAGCAGAGGACCAAGUGGCAUGCGUGGCUGUCAUGGUGAUCCUGGACAACAAGGCCCAAUUGGUAAUCCUGGUGAGCCUGGUGGUCGAGGAACCAAGGGAGAACGUGGUGAACGAGGGGACAAAGGAGGCAUUGGAUACCCUGGGAAACAAGGAUAUCCCGGCGUGAACGGAUACGAUGGCUAUGGUGUUUCCGGAGUUAGAGGACCUAAGGGGGACGUCGGUGAAAUCGGAUAUCCAGGAGAAACGGGUGAACCUGGGACUUCAGGGGACAAGGGUGAGAAGGGUUCAAAAGGCUUCAAAGGCAGAGCGAGUGAUGUGGGUCCGCCUGGCUCUGCAGGGACUCCAGGGAACCUUGGACCCCCUGGGUCUCCAGGACCCCAAGGGACAAAUGUACCUCCUAAAUUGAAUUGCGAAAUAUUGAAACAAAUCAGAGAAAACUGCCGGACGUGCCCCCCAUACCCACUGGAGCUGGUGUUCGCAGUGGAGAUCUCGCCUCAAAUGACACGAGCACUCUUUGAGUUGGGGAAGACCUCGAUGGUGGAGCUCCUUCGCGAUGUGCUCAUUGCCAGGAGGAGUUGUCCUCAGGGGGCCCGUGUGGCGGUCGUGACUUACAGCGGCAAUGGACCCUCCGCUCAAAUUCGACACAAAAUCCACUUCAGCGACUACAGCGACAAAGAGACGCUGAAGCGGACCAUCAGAGAUCUACCAUAUGUCAGUGGACAUAGCGAUGCCAAUCUGACCACAGCCAUGAAGCUCAUCGGGAGAAACACUUUCAAGAGAAUCCGGUCCGGAAUCCUUGUGAAAAAGAUGAUUGUGGCUUUUACAGCGAAUGACUUCGUAGAUUACACUUUUAGCGUGUUGCUGACAAGUCUGGCAGCUGAGAACAUUUCUGCAGUGUUUGUCGGUUUUGAAAACCAGAAAAUCAAUCAAAUUGACGAGGGCAGUGACACGUUCUUCCGGGUGUUUGUUCUCCCACAACAAGAAGCAGCUCGAAAGGAAGUAUACGAUGACAUUCUGAAGUGUGCUAUUUGUUUUGAUAUUUGCAAAAAAGGAAAAUGUGAAAAAGAGCUUCUUCUGACGAUGGACAUUGCCUUCGUGAUCGACAGCUCAGAUAGCAUAAAACCCGAAGACUUUCUGAAGAUCAAGUUCUUCUUAAGCUCUUUGCUCGACCGCUUCAGUAUCUCAGACGACCCCCAGCUUGAGUUGAACAAGUCGCGCGUGGCACUUGUGCAGUACACGCCCGGAGGAUUUGAUGUAAGCCUGCAACUGACAGACCCCGUGAAGCUCGAGUUCAACUUCACACAUUAUGCAAACAAGGCGAAAAUGAAAACCCACAUUGAACGCAUGAGGCAAAUCGAAGGCACCACGGGCACUGGCCACGCCAUCAAGUGGACCCUGGAGCAUCUCUUUGGUAAAACGCAAAACGCUCGGAGUCACCGCGUAAUUUUUGUCAUCACCGACGGCGAAGCGAGGCCCUGGGACAAGGAUACUCUCCACAGCGUCGUGCAGGAUGCCAAGUGCAAAGAGUUUGCCAUGUUUGCCAUCGGCGUUGGAAAAGACAUCAACCAGACCGAGCUCCAUUACAUUGCGAGUGAACCGAUUAACCAGCACUAUAUCAAGAUCGAUAGGUACACCCAGUUGACCGAGUUCAAUGUGAACAGCAGGAUAAAGAGUAUCCUCACGCAGUGGAAAGAUAAAACUUUGAUCUACCCAUCGGAUAAAAGCAAGUGCAGUCGUAGCAUACAAAGGGACCAAUCGUCAGACACCUCAGGUGCCUUGGGCAAGAGUAAACUAUUAGCUGCAGUCAUCAGAGAUGUUAACCACACCAGCUUAGUCUUGGAAUGGAAUGCACCAGACCCAGGCGAAUUUCUGGUAACUGUGACGGACAAGGAGACUGGAGACGUGCCGUUCAGGGAAAUGACGAAUUCCACGACAGCCAAUGUGAUGGGUUUGACGAGCUGUCAUGAUUAUUUGAUACAAAUCCAGUCGGUCAACAGCGGAACUCCAGGAUUUAGUUACACGGGCAGCCACAGAACACGCGCGGCUCCUCCGUCCUCGGUGUGGACGACCGUGAUCAGCAACAGCAGCGUGGCGCUUAGCUGGACUCCGCCCCUGCAUGCCGUGCCCACCUCCUACAGCGUGCACAUCAACACGCUGCCCUACGGCGAUAAAAAGUGCUUCUCGGUCGAUGUGGAGCAAACGCGGUAUGUUUUUACCGGAAUCGCGUCUGAUGCUGUCUACAGCGUCGGAGUGAGCGCCUUCUGCGGCACACAGCAAAGCGUGACCGUCAACCUGCAAAUCAAAACAGACGUGUGUUCCUUGACCGUGGACAAAGGCAGCUGCCACGAGUUCAAGAUGAGAUGGUUUUUCUACGCCCACUUCCAAGUGUGUGCCCGUUUCUGGUACGGGGGCUGUGGAGGAAACGGCAACAACUUCAUGAGCCGUGAGGAGUGUGAGAUGACCUGUAAGACCAGAGGCAGUUCUGACAUGACCUUACCUGUGGGUGACAUCAUGCAGCAUGUGAAUGUGAAAAGCCUGUCGUGAGUGGUGCUCUGGGAAAGGAGACUCACAUUGAAGAAGUGGUGCUAAACUAACAGAAAACCAUCUUUCAUACACAUUCAUUAUAUCGUUUAAGUAUAUUGUACUCCAAUGUUGAUCGUAUAUAUUUCAAAUCAUGUAUAUUGAUGUCAUUACAGUUUGCAUCCCAUUAGGCAGCAAAAAACAGAAAUAUAAUAUCAAUGUUUGUUCCCGAUAACGAUUUGAAUUCCUUCAUUGCUUGCACCCAACUUUUGCAACUCACAAGUAAGUACCGUACUCACUGCACAUACCGCGCCAUCGUGCACUCACUCUCACCUGCCUCUCCCCUCUCCACUCCCAAAGCCGUAGCGACUACAUCGGUAACCUAGGCCUCAGCCAGUGUACUUAGGCCGUGGUGGCGAGAUGUUAACUGCCUCGCCUGGUAUACAGGAGGUCGUGGAUGAAUCCCGACCCUGACGCCUGCUGUAUAUUUGCAGUUUGCAUGUCUCUCCCUGUGGUCGCGUGGAUUUUUCUUCGGGUCCUCUGGUUUUUCCCUUCACAUUUAGAAUCAACAAGCGUUCAGAGUAUUUAGCUGCUAUACAUUUCCACGUGACAAGCCACUUAGUUUAGCUAUCAUUUGUGGCCAGGGCACUUUUGAAAUUGAGCAAUGUAGCUCAGUGGGCCUUACCUGGUCAAAUAAAAAAUAGUUUAGUUUACGAGCUCCCUGUCCGAGUAUGGUGCUAAACACUUACCUGCCGCAGGCUUUACCACGUGUUUGGACACCGUUCUCAGUCGGGGCAAGUGCAGCAAAGUAUAACGUUGUGUCAGGCGUCCCUCGCGUAACGCGUUUGCUCCCCCCCCGCCUCCAUAGCGCGAAUUCACAGUUAUGUGAUUCAUAUUUAAGGGACAAACUUCACGCUUACGCUAUGCGUUUUACAGUCACAAAAGUAAAAUAAAACAUAAAAAAAAAUUAUAAUGAAAGUUCUAAGUUAAAAACUGUCGGAAAGACAGCGUCCCAAUGAUCAUCGCUAAGCUUGGCAGCGUAUUUUUAAUAUGGGUGGGAGGAGCAGAACGCCUUGACAUUGGCGUUUACAUAUCAACAGCUGAGCUAUUAACAUUAAGUAACUAGGUAUACACUACACCUGAGGACGGCUGCUUAUUGUUGUGGCCGAAACAUCGUGAUAAUUUUAUUGUAUUAUUUUAUUAUUUCCCUUCUACGUGACUUUACCGAAAGAACCAAUAAUAUGAAUCCCUGCAGUCACGAAAGCUUUAAAUCGAAAUAAAAGAAAACUAAUAUUUCGCAGGUUAACCAACCAAAAUCUCAAUCUGAUGGCUUAGCCAUUUUAGAUCUGAGUAGAAGCAGCCCACGGAAGCGUUCAAAAAGCCCUGAAGUUACUCCUUAUUAAGUAAUAUUUGUAAGUAUUAAUCUUUAGAAUCUUAAUUAGUAUUUGUCAAUAAACUCCUUUUUAAGCAAUUGCUGUAUUGUUAAUAAUAUUAAGUACUAAAUGUAUACCUAUUUUAUAAAACCAGGGCUAAAAUAAUUAAAUGAAGCUUACAUUUUCUUCGGUAACGCACCUAUCCAUAUAAAUAGGUUUUGUACAGCGCGCUUCGGCUUAGGCGCUGUUUUUCAGGAACGCACGUCGCGCGUUAUGCGAGGACGCCUGUUAAUGCACGCUGCCCGCCUUCACCGACCCACGCUGAUCAACGUUGUGAAGUGUGGCCAAUCCGCAUGGCGUGGGGAAUCACUCAUCCAGCAGUGGAUUGAGAAAAUCAGUCCUGCACGUGAGGGUGCCUAUAUGUUUAGGAUGAGAUGUGAUGUAACGCGAGUCGCUUAUUGUAUGUUCGUAAAGUGCUCUAAGAUGCCCCGGUGUGAAGGAGGGCGCUGUGUAAAAAAAAAAAAUCGCGACACAAAUCGGACAUCACAUAUACACACACCACACAAACACACAACUUACAAACCCACAGACGCAGACAAACCGCUUUACACCAGUCACAAGCACACAAGAACUUACAGCUCUUAUCUUGCCAAUGCACGGUGCUCGUCGUGCGGUCUUGGGGGCGAGUGCUCGUGCCCUGGCAUCCUCUUAAAUCUAGAAGGUAAGAUGUGACGCGAGCUGAAGGAUAUACGGUGCCAAGGCGUGAGUGGAAUAAAGACGGGGUUACGUCUUCGAGGCAAGGUGACGCUGGACGGUGCAAAUGUGUGGCGGCCUCGGUGAAAUGGACACGGGUAAAAAAAAUCGAUGCCUCCCACAGUCAACUGACAACCCGUCCAUGCCUCUGUUUAACUCCAUGCUCAGGAGCCUUGACUUAUGGCAAACUGUAUUCCCAUAUAUUGUCUUAUAUGCUGCUCAUACUGCAUUUCAGCCUCGCCUUAUCCUGGUCAAAUACCCCCCUUAUUAUUAUGAGGGUAUCCCAACCUUUGCAUUCUUUCCAGUGUACUGCUCCGAUAAAACGUCUUGAGAGCAAAUCGACCAAAUCACUCUGAAUGAAGAUUACCUUUUCAGAUCUCAGGACCUGAUUGGUACUUGGAUGGGAAACUGCCUGCGAAUACGAGGUGUUAUAUGCUUUUUACGGAUAUGUGUGGGUUUUCUCCAGGUGCUCUGGUUUAUCUCCCACAUGCUGCGCAUAAUCCCACUCGUUAAGAGAAUUGAUGAAUGCAAGACUGAAUAAAGAUUAGUGGCUUAAUGAGGCUUUCCUGGGAAAAUAAAGGGAAAAUAUUAGAUAAGGGCUAGCUUCAGUCUCGCAUGAGAAAACCUUGCAUACUUAAAGGAAAAGCCUCAAUGCCAGCACGUGUUAUAACUUAUAUUAUUAUGAAGCUUGUUUACCCAGGAAAGCCUCAUUAAGUCUCAACACUUAAUUAGGAAGGAGGCAAAGUUAUGAUUAAUCCCAUUGAGUAAUUUGCAGGUACAUUUUCAGUCUUUGGAUAUUUACCCAAUACCAGAUACAUUGUAUGAGUUUUUUGCUAUGGAAGGGAACUAACUGGAGACCCUGGAGGAAGGCCCAUGCAGAACAGGGGGGGGGGGGGGACAUACAACCUCCACAUAGAAAGGUGCCGGAUUUGUGAAUCAAACCCAGGCGCUUGUUGAUGUGAGGCACGCGUGCCAUCACCGCGCCAUCCUGCCACAUAUCACACUUGAGACAGAGGCCAGUGAACCCUAUUGACUGUGCAAGUGUUUCUGCUUUAGCAACAUUUAUUCAUUAUUAAAAUAAUAAAUACAAUUUAAUAAAUAUC
This is a messenger RNA of Lethenteron reissneri (Far Eastern brook lamprey), 7091 nucleotides long. Its product is annotated as collagen alpha-3(VI) chain-like. NCBI's taxonomy places the organism in Eukaryota, Metazoa, Chordata, Hyperoartia, Petromyzontiformes, Petromyzontidae. Gene Ontology annotation, molecular function: serine-type endopeptidase inhibitor activity; protein binding. The record is from RefSeq and is a predicted model, not a curated record. Gene Ontology annotation, cellular component: extracellular matrix.